AUGGGCAAAGUGCCUGAACGGAGGGCCUUCAGGAAAAAUGCACGCUACCAAUCAAUAAGUUUCACGGUCGAGUACCCGGUUUCUCGGACUGGGGAAUCCAAUGCCAUACGCUAUAGUUCUCCCGGGAACUGCGUGAUGUUCCGGAUAGAACGCGACCUGGCCUUCCAGGGGCCAAGCGGAGGGCCCAACCGGAGACCGCCCCUCUGGGACACCGUGCUGCUGGUGUCGCCCAAGCCCGUGGAUUGA
Molecule: messenger RNA, 246 nt
Organism: Trypanosoma grayi
Lineage: Eukaryota; Euglenozoa; Kinetoplastea; Trypanosomatida; Trypanosomatidae
Exons: 1
Coding region: 1-246 (81 amino acids)
Source: RefSeq, a predicted model, not a curated record